AUGGAUACCUCUCUUCCACAAUUGCCUUCUCUCUCCGAGAUUGAGUCUCGGAUGCAAGUAAUGCGUCUGUCUGCUCUUGAAGAUAACCAAACCGGUGAAACUUUCUCUCAGCGCGCUGAAUGGUUUUACCAGAGACGUCCUCUUCUUCUCUCACUCUGUCAAGAUCUAUUUGACGGUUACGCCACUCUCUUGAACCGUUACAACCAGUCUAAACCACAAAACCCUAAAUCUGUUUCUCAUGAAAAUGACUCCAAUGUUGAUACAGACAUCAGUUCUGAAGUUGAGAGCCUCUUGUCCUUUGAACAGACGCAAAUCACGGCUUGUGAUAAGCAAAAAGUUGAUGAGUUAGUCUCGCAGCUCGUGACCGCAAACUUGGAAAGAGAUAUGGCGCAGGACGAGCUGCUUCGCGGUGAACAAAAGUUGAGAGAGGCUUCCAAGAAGAUUGAGUUGCUCAAGAAGCUAGUGAUGUUGUUUGACAUGGAGAAAGAAGUAGCUGUGGAGGAAACUGUGAAUCUCGGAUACAAACUCACUUCUCUCUUGGAAAAGAACAGAGAGCUAGCAACCGAAGCGCUGUUCAUGAAAAAGGAAGCAGUGAGGCUCGCUAGGUGCGUGCUAAAGAUGAGGGAUGAACAUUUUCGCCAGGUGUGUGUUCUGCAGAGCGAAAUGUAUGCGCUGCAGUCAUCGAGAGAAUCUGUGUAUGAAAAUGUAUCCUCACCGAGCUGCUUUGGGUUGGAUAAAAGCAAGAGCAAGAAGAGAAAGAUGAGUGAAACAAGAAGUGAACCAGGAGAGAAAAAGAGGAGAUCCAAGUGGUUAAAGAGACUUAACCCGUUUGUCAAAUGCAGCAGCGUUAGCCCAUCGCCUGCUCUGUUCCAUCAAUAA
Eruca vesicaria subsp. sativa (arugula) is the source of this 879-nucleotide messenger RNA. NCBI's taxonomy places the organism in Eukaryota, Viridiplantae, Streptophyta, Magnoliopsida, Brassicales, Brassicaceae. The record is from the annotation of a GenBank genome assembly.